This is a messenger RNA of Xenopus tropicalis (tropical clawed frog), 4066 nucleotides long. It is a transcript of the gene trim50, whose product is annotated as tripartite motif containing 50. Gene Ontology annotation, molecular function: zinc ion binding; ubiquitin protein ligase activity. The record is from RefSeq and is a predicted model, not a curated record. The transcript has 7 exons. Lineage: Eukaryota; Metazoa; Chordata; Amphibia; Anura; Pipidae. The coding region runs from base 2640 to 4061 and encodes 473 amino acids.
GCAAAUCCUGCAAUCUUUUGGAUAGUUGGAGAAUACAUCACCUCACCUACCCACUGUCUCCUCAACUUUUUUUCUUAAUUUAUCUGACAAAUGGAUCUCCUAAAUUAAAACUAUAUUAAUGGGGAUAGUAUUCUCGUUCCAAGAAAUCAUUUGUCUAUUUUUGUAUAUUUAUAUGUGCACAUAUAAGCAGUAGAAGUGCAUGUAGAAGUACAUUUGUGGUCAAAUUAAGUACAUAACUGGUUAAUGUAAAUAGAUACAAGAGUUAAAAAAUAGAAUAGUUAUAGUCAUGGCAGUUUGAAUAUAAAAGAGAAACAAUAGUGAACAAUAAGUAAGAUAAUAAUUGAUUAUAAAAUAAUUCAUUAAGCAAGUGAAGAGCAAGCAAAAAGCAAAACACAAAUAUUAAAUGUAUACUACCUCCUUUUUCCUUAACCUAAGAGAGUAAAAUUUAUCUCUGAAAGAUAAACCUCACUUAUAAUGACUAGAAACUCACUUAAUCACUGAUGUAAUCAAGUGGGAUAUUUAAAACGUUAAAUUAGGCAGGAAAAACAUUAAGAACAUAGAUUCUUCCUCUGAAUUUUGGAUAUGGCUGUUGUAAGAAGAUAGUUUCAAUGGAGAAUAAGAUCUAGAUUAUUGUUUCUUGUCUAUUUGGGUUUCCUAAAAGUGGAAUUAGUGAAGGUUCCUGAGGAACAUGUUGAAAUUGAACUGAAAUUUUCUUUUCUUGUAGACGUAGUUGACUGAGGCUGUUGUUUAAGUUCCAGUUUCAUAAUAAAAUGAAAAUUUAUUUCAUAAUAAAGUGUUUAAAUUAACUAGGGAAUUUAUAGUAAAUGUAAUUCCUUACUGGUGUAAUGUUUGGCAGAACUUGGUAAAAGCCUUUUUUUUGUUUGACAAGAGGAAAAUUUUAAUUGUCUGACCUUCUAAUUCCAAAUGAUUCAGUUUCUUGUAUUCUUGUAGAAUCUUUGCUUUCUCCAAAUAGUCUAAAAACUUUGCAAUCACUGUUCUAGGCUAGAGUGGUUUUUCUUUGGAAAGGUCAUAUUCUGUGUAUUCUUUCAAUUUUAAUAGACUGUACUUCAUUCAAUAAUCUAAGCCUGUUCACCAACCAGAUGGUGAUUAAUUCUGCCAAAAUGUUUGUAUGUUUCAGGUAUUUCCACAAAGCUCAGGUUAUUUCUGCAGGACCUAUCCUCACAUUUUCAGAUUUGUUUUGCAAUUCUUUGACUUGAAUUGCUUUUGUUUUGUUGUAUUAUUGAGAUUUUCAAGUGGAAGGAAAUCAUCUUGUAUCGCUGUUACCCUUUCCCCUAAUAUCUUUGUCAUGUGAUGUACAGUAAUUUGGUUGGUUAACAUCUCCAAUUUGGACUGUAGCUUAUUUAUAGCUUUAUUAAUUGUGAGUUCAGUUGUAGAUGUUAUAAGAUUGGCUACUACAUUAGCCAUUAUCUGUUCCGACAUGGGACAUUAUUGAUGUGUUAAAGGCAUAUUAGAUUAACUUUUUAAAACCAUCGAUAUAGUUUGUCAGAGUUCAUUUUAUUCUGUUUCCCUUUUCCGUUUUCCAUUCAUUUUUGGCUUUAAGUUUAACUAUUCUCCUUUUAUUUUAUAAUAUAACUGUUCGAGACCAUUUGCCCUCUGUUUAAUUAGUUAGAGUGUGAGCAGCAAUUUAAAAUGGUGGGCGCUAAAGCAAGGCUCCUCACGUCUCCCACUGUCAGCUGUGUGUAUAAGGCUCAAAUGAUAGGAGUAUCUGUGCCGCUCCAAAAUAUAUUCUAUUAAUUUGAUAAGCCAACAAGCAGUCUAAAUAGCUAUUGGGUUUUAUAAAGUGCAUAGCAAAAGUGUUGUCCUGCUAUGCAAUGUCGAGUCACCCUUUGAAUGAAUUAGGAUGCCAUAUGGACAGCUUGAAAAGAGAGGUUUGCGGAGCCCAGUUCUACCUUAAGUCUAGGCACAAUAACCGGAAGAGUCUUUACACAUAGAAUCCAUCACUUCGAAAAGCAACAAGGGUUGCACGAAACUGUGACACUAAGGAGGUAUGUAUGUAUAACUUUAUUUAUAAAGUACUGCAAGAAUACGCAGAGCCAUACAGUCUUACAAUAUACAAAAUUAUAAAUACACAGAGAGCCAUGUGAUAUGAGACACAGUAAAAAAAGGGGGUCCCUGCCCUGUAAAGCUUACAGUCUUUACAAAGUUGGGUUGGGAAAUAGUUCCUAUGAGCAUUAUGCUUCCUUUCAAUCUGUGGAAUAAGGUAUGUCUGUGCAAAAAAAAACCAUUUAUAUUUACUUUUGGAAGUUCAGGUGUUUAUGCACCUUUUUUACAUAAGCUCAACUGAAUUAGCUUAAAGUGGGGUUAUGUUUUCCCUCUAAUCUCUGCUUUGUUGCUAGUGGAAUGUCCUAGAUUGUUUUUCCAUGUGGAAGGUAUGAUAAAUAUUAUAAAAUACAUAUUUUAUGUUUAGUUAGCCCUUAACGUCAGGGUAUGAGUUGCAUGUUGUUUUUAAUUAAAUGAACCAUUGAUGUCCUUUGUAUUUCUAGUGUAAGUAAACUAAACACAGCAGUCACAUGACUGACAGAUAAGAAAGCAGCCGAGACAGCACAGAGUAGAACACAGCUUUUUCCACGAGAACACAUUGGCAGCUCAGAAGAAGCCAUCAGGUCUGGGGAGCGGCGAUGGCUAGUAACAUUAGACAUUUGGAGAACCAGUUGACAUGCCCCAUUUGCCUAGAAGUGUUUAAGGAACCUUUGAUGUUACAGUGUGGACAUUCCUUCUGCAAGGAGUGUUUGUGGGGUCUUAUGGCAGAAUCCAGAAUUCACCUGCUAUGCCCUGUGUGCCGACAGGCAGUGGACUGUAGUUCCUCUCCACCCAAUGUGACUGUUAAGCAUCUUAUUGAGACUCUGCAGAAGCUGAAUGAGGAACAAACUGCAGCCGAAUCCUGCCAAAGUCACCAUAAUCCUUUGAGUUUGUACUGUGAACAAGAUCAGAAAAUUAUUUGUGGCCUCUGUGGCACUAUUGGUGAGCAUCGUCAGCACCAAAUCACACCACUCACCAGUGUAUACAGCAGAAUGAAGGAGGAGGUGUCUGCCUUGAUUACAGAGGUGCAAAAAGAGAGGAAAAGCUUGGAGGAACAUAUCAGCAAACUCAUUAACAACAAGACUCGCAUUAUAAAUGAGUCAGAUGUCUUCCAACGCCUGAUACGCAAAGAAUUCCGAGAGCUGCAAAAAUAUAUUGCAGAAGAAGAGGCUCAUUUCCUACAGUCAGUAGCCAAGAAGGCUGCAGAUAUCAACAGCUCCAUUGAAGCACAGCUUCAGAACAAAAAUGAGAUACUAAACAUGGUGCAAGCAAGGGAGAGGGAGCUUGAAAGUCUUGGAAACGAGAACCACCUGCAGUUCAUUCGAAACUAUGCCGUUGUGACUUCCAGUUCCCAGGUCCCUCCUCCUGGUAGUAGUGAUGCAUCUUACAAUGCAGUCUCUUUCAAGCCUGGGUUCCGACAAGACGACAUCAAGCUCACAGUAUGGAAGAGGCUACAAAGAAGGAUUUUACCUGCUCCAGAGAUCUUAAAGCUGGACCCUCUUACUGCACAUCCCUUUCUGCAGUUGUCUAAGGGAGACACUGUAGUGCAGUGCCGUUCACUCGCCAGUCGUCGAGGCAGCAGCCCUGAAAGCUUUGACUAUAGCAGUUGUGUUCUUGCAACACGUGGAUUCUCCACAGGCAAACAUUACUGGGAAGUGAUUGUUGGGACCAAACCAAAAUGGAGAAUUGGUGUUGUUAAGGGCACAGUUAGUCGUAAAGGUAAACUGAUUCGAACACCUGAGGCAGGAGCGUGGUUAAUUGGGCUCAAAGAGGGUCGAAUUUAUGAAGCAUUCACAACCCCAAGUGUGUGUUUGCCCGUUACCAACCGGCCCCAGCGAAUUGGUAUUUUCUUGGAUUAUGAAAAAGGAGAACUAAUCUUCUACAAUGCUGACAGCCAAGAUGAGCUCAUACCAUUAUAUGCCUUUCAAACAGAGUUCCAAGGGAAGCUAUAUCCUGUCCUUGAUGUAUGUUGGCAAGAAAGGGGAUCCCACCCACAACCUCUUAUAUUGCCCCAAGUUUAAAGGGA